CUGAGACGACAAUAAAUACUUUGGUUAUGAAAUUGUUGUGUACGACGUGCGACAAUUGAUAACUUUGGAGGUUAUGAAAUAGAGCUUUCCAAUAAAAGUGAUUUUCAUUUGUUUGAACAAAAUUGUCCUGUUACUAAAUGUCAUUUUUUAAAUUUUCAAAAUUCUCUCGGCAUAUAAGGUUGAUUCCUUCUCGAUGCGGUUAUGCUGAUAAUACUAAAAAUUCUACUUUCAGUAGAAAAUCUGAUAUAUCGUUUAAAAUUGCAAAAAACUGGAAGAUUAUUGUGCCUAUCGGAAUUGGGAUAUCAGUCGUUACCAUUUGGCGGUGGAGUCAUGCUAAGAGGCAAGGAAAUUUUGCUUAUUCUAAUGUGGUGACUGAUACAGUCAAUGACUUAAUAAUUCAGUGCUAUUAUUUGUUACCUUUGAGAGCUACAAGCCGAAUAUUUGGAUGGUUAGCAGAAAUAGAGCUGCCUCUGAGAUUGCGUCCUUUUUUAUACAAUACGUACGCUAAAUUGUUCAAUGUAAAUUUAGAUGAAAUUGAUUGUGAUCUUCUGUUAUUUCCUAGUUUGGCCGAUUUUUUUGUAAGGCCACUGAAACCAAGUUCAAGGCCUAUUGCUACAAAUACAAAUAUUGUUUCUCCUGCAGAUGGAACAGUAUUGUACUUAGGACCCGUCUUAUGUUCAAAGUUGGACAAAGUUAAAGGAGUUACCUAUAAUCUCCAAAAUUUUUUGGGUGAAAAGAACCUAAAAUUAUUUGAGGAAGAGGAAAAACUUACUUAUGAUAAUAAUGAUCAUUUCGCAAAGUUGCUUUUGAAAAAUCCGAAAAAUUCAUUAUACCAGUUAACAGUAUACUUGGCACCUGGAGAUUAUCAUCGAUUUCAUAGUGCAACUGACUGGAAAAUAAAAAUUCGCCGUCAUUUUCAAGGUGAAUUGCUCAGUGUGAAUCCGAAAGUAGUUAAUUGGUUGCCAAAUCUUUUCGAAAUCAACGAGAGAGCCGUUUACAUAGGUGAUUGGGCAGGAGGUUUUAUGGCAUAUGCUGCCGUUGGUGCAACUAAUGUAGGUUCUGUAAGGGUGUAUUGUGAUAAUACUCUUAAGACAAAUAGAAAAAACGGGAAAGAAGAGGAAAGUUGGCAAGAGUUAUGUUUUAAUUCUGUGAAUAUUAACAAGGGUGAACUAUUUGGCGAAUUUAGAUUAGGAUCAACAAUAGUGCUUUUAUUUGAAGCUCCUAAAGAUGUUAAAUUUUCUGUAACAGAAGGUCAGGUAAUUAAAAUGGGCGAAGCAUUAACGAAAUCACCAAUUAAGUGUCGAACAAUUAAUAUUUCAUUUAAUUUUAAACAAUGUACUGCAGAGGCUCUAAAAUUUAUUCGAUUCAAAUGUAAAUAAAACUAUGAUUUUUCGUAUGAUUCAUAAAAAAGUAUGUCUAUCAUAAGAGAAAUAAUUAAGUACAAAAAUAAAACAGUGUAAAGUGUAUGUUCAGUGUAAAUGUAAGCUAGUAUAUUUUCACAGUCAUUAAAAUUCUAUUUCCGAAAUAAAUA
This is a messenger RNA of Microplitis demolitor, 1531 nucleotides long. RefSeq names its product phosphatidylserine decarboxylase proenzyme, mitochondrial (gene Pisd). Gene Ontology annotation, biological process: phosphatidylethanolamine biosynthetic process. Gene Ontology annotation, cellular component: mitochondrion. The record is from RefSeq and is a predicted model, not a curated record. NCBI's taxonomy places the organism in Eukaryota, Metazoa, Arthropoda, Insecta, Hymenoptera, Braconidae. Gene Ontology annotation, molecular function: phosphatidylserine decarboxylase activity. Bases 138 to 1379 code for a protein of 413 amino acids. The transcript has a single exon.